GGUGCAGGUGGUGGUAGAGGUGCAGGUGGUAGGAGUGCGGGAGGUGGUACAGGUGCAGGUGGUGGUAGAGGUGCAGGUGGCACAGGUACAGGUGUGUGUGUGAGUGUGUUGUCUACAUGGGGAGUGUAUGGGUGCCGCACCCCAGUAAGAGAUACCGGUACCCGUCAGUGUGCAGCCCUCAGCACCAGAGGAGAGACGGCGGGUGUACCCUGUGGAGUCUGAGGGUGCGCGUGUGUUGGUCUGCGCAUCACUCCCUGUACGUUCACCGCUCAACCUCUUACGGUGACCAGGUGUGGAGGUGAAGGCGCUGCGAGUGGGUAUAAGCAGGUGCAGCAGGAGGCGUGAGGAUGGAGGUGGUGGCGUGUGUGGUGAGAACCCUGUGGCCGCAGGAGUGGACAGGGAGGUGCAGGACACUGCUGGUGUCUGCAGUGCUCCUCGCCACCGCUCGCAGAGUCCUCAAGCACAUCAAGAGGAGACGACUCAGGCGGGAGUAUGAGAGCGCGGGGAAGGACGUGGUUGUCCUCCACCAGUUCGUCAGAGGCAGGUACUGCCCCAACCUCAGCCCCUUCGCCCUCAAGCUCGAGGCCUUCUUCAGGCUCGCAAACAUCAAGUAUGUGGUGGACAGCCAGACCCCGUUUGGACCGAAGGGAAGGUGUCCGUGGAUCACCAUCAACGGGGAGGAGGUGGCCGACUCCGAGUUCAUCCUGGAGCACUUGACCCACCGCUUCAACCUGGACCUUGACGCCCACAUCGACCCCAGACAGGCAGCCGUUCUGGAGGCUGUUCGGGUCCUCGCCGACGAGCACCUCUUCUGGUGUGUGGUGGUGUGGCGGUACUGGCUGGACGGGAGUGUUACUUUCUUAAAAUCACAGAACUUCAGUCUCUACUUGCGCUUCGCCUUCUCCUUCAUCGUGCCGCGGGGCAUGAGGGACAGGGCCAGGCAGCACGGCAUCGGCCUCCACACGCCCCUCGAGAUCUACCAAAUAUGCAAGAAAGAUUGUGAAACGUUAGCCGGAGUCCUGGGUGAGAACAAGUUCUACGGAGGUGAAGAGCCGUGUAGAGCGGACUGUGCUGUGUUCGGCCAGCUGGCCCAGCUCAUGUGGAACGCUCCCGGCUCUCAGUACCAGGCCCUGCUGACUGAGGUGUACCCGAGCCUGGCCAGCUACUGCCUCAGGAUGAAGCAGCGAAUCUAUCCAGACUGGGACACCCUCAUCACCUCCCCUCACCUCUGAAGAUUCCUCACCUCAUCCCUGAAGCCUUAUACUCGCCUCCACUCAGCCUUGAUGCCUGGUCGUGUUCCCUUCAGCCCUUCUUCAGUCUGUCUUCCUCCCUGAUUCAUACUCGACGUUUACCCCCUUUCAUGCCAGUGUUCAAUUCCUUCACCUUUUGAAAUAUAAUCGAGAUCUCGAUUUCCCUUUCAUACAUCUCGACCUCAGCCAUACACCUACUCGAUUUCCCUUUCAUACAUCUACUUAACCUAUUCCACAUACCUUCUUUACCUCUCACACAAUCUACUCGACCUCUCACACAUCUACUCAACCCCUCUUUCUCUAAUACACCUAAUCGACUUGUACUACAUACCUGAGGCCACCAUCUAUCCAUGACUACGACGGGGACAUGAAACAGCCGGCUUGUCAAAGGUCCCCCAUUUUUCCCCGCUCUGAUAACUGUUCGAAUCCCCCAGCUUAACAGUAGCAUGCCGGCUCGUCCUCAAAAUUCUGCAGUCCACCAUGAAAUUCGUCCAAUACCCUCCCUCGUCUUAUAUUGUAUAGUCACACUAGCUUAGCACUUUCUGUUCACAGUCACAUAGCUUCACAAUAAAAUAAUUCUCUGUACUUUCUGGUAUAAAAAUAGUAAAAUAAAGUAUGUACAUAUUA
Procambarus clarkii (red swamp crayfish) is the source of this 1877-nucleotide messenger RNA. The record is from RefSeq and is a predicted model, not a curated record. Lineage: Eukaryota; Metazoa; Arthropoda; Malacostraca; Decapoda; Cambaridae.